AUGGAUGAUUCAAUGAGUUCUGUUCAUAGCAUAUCAGCUAUGGAUAUUUCACCAGCGUCUAGUCCAAGAAAUGCAAUGAAUCAAUUCCCGUUAAAUCAUCUACUUGUGAAUACAUUCCAACAACAACAACAAUCACUGUCAAAUAUUUUAUUUAGUGAGCCUAACAUGAAUGAUUAUCCACCAAUAAAUGAAAAUCCAAUGUCAAAUGAACACGAUGAUAAUUCAAAAGCCUAUUGUCUAUUUUCAUCGAUUUUAACAGAGAAUAAUGGUGAUAUACGAUCACCAAUUAUUACAGAUGAAUCAAAUCAACUUCGACAAAGAAUAAUAACAGAACCAAAUCCAUCAAUUGGUGAUGCAGUACCAAUUAUAAAAAAAUCAUCUCAACGAUCAUGUUAUAAAAUUUUUCUUUUUAUUCCAAUUAUGAUAUGUAUAAUAUAUUCUAUGAGUCAAUAUUUCAAUACAUCUGUUAUUCUACCACGUUCAACAAGUUGGCAAAAUGCAAGUGAAUACUUGGCUAAAAAUCUUAUUGGACAAGAACAAGGACUGGAACAAUUUAACGAUGCUAUGGAAAAACAUAAAAAUUUAACUAUCGUUCUUAUUGAAGGUCCUAUCGGUGUUGGGAAAUCUUAUUUAGCAUCAUCACUUGAAAAAUUUAUACCAACAACUCUCAUAUCUACGAAUACGCUUCUUGGUCUAUCACCACAUCAUUGGACUGAAUCUAAUCGUCUCUCAUCAUAUCUAUUAUCAUAUUUAUCUCCGUCCUUAUUUCAGUUUUUAAUUAUUGAUGAUGUAGAUUUAUUGCCAACUGAUGCAAUGUAUUGUCAAACAUUAACAACAGCUUUAACUUCGAUUGAUAACAAUAAAAAUGUAUUCAUACUUCUUCUACAAACUGGUACAAUCUCAAACAUAUGUAAAGAAAAUUUUGACAAUAUAAUGACGAAAUAUAUUCAAUUUAAUAUGUUACAACGUCAUCAUAUUCGAAUAUGUAUUAAAAAUGAAGCUUAUAUACAGAAUGUUCAACCACCAUUUGAUAAUCAACAAAUUGAAAAUAUUCUUAAUUCAGUUAAAUAUACGAAUGAGAAAGGAAUAUUAUAUAGUACAACGGGUUGUAAACAAAUCCCAUCACUUGUUAUGCUAGAAUCUAAAAGAACAGCACAGUGA
Molecule: messenger RNA, 1161 nt
Organism: Rotaria socialis
Lineage: Eukaryota; Metazoa; Rotifera; Eurotatoria; Philodinida; Philodinidae
Source: the annotation of a GenBank genome assembly